UAGAAAAUUUUACUGCUCCACUCAAAUUAUACUGUCUCACUUUUUCAAGAAAAAGGAAAGGGCUUUUAAUGCUGAUCAAGCUUUUUGAAGUGUUAGAAGCUUUGCAUCAUUUAACAUUUUAAGAAGGCACAAUGCCAAGAUCAAGGGGAUCAGAAAUGCCUCAAAGGCAAUCUCCUCGAGCCCCUUCACAACUUAGAACAUCAAGCUCUGAGUCUGAUCCUCUACACCAUAGGCCAGUGACUGACCGGAGUCCUAAAUUAGGUGAUCGUCGCUCUCCACGUGGUGCUCAAUCUGAUCCACUGAAUCAAAGGAAACUUGGAACAAGAAUUGCAGAUUUGGAAUCUCAACUUGGCCAAGCACAGGAUGAGCUCAAGUCCCUGAAAGGGCAGUUAGUUUCAGCUGAGGCUGCAAAAAAAGCAGCUCAAGAACAGCUUGAGAAGAAAACCAAGAAGCCAACUGUUGUUGAGUCUGACCAAAUCCAAGAAACCAACAAUGACAAUGACAACAGAAUCAAUCCAAGUCAUGAAAUUCAAGAUGACGAUGAAAUGAAAGAAACAGAUGUGUUUGAAGUUCCAGUUGAGAAGUUAACUGUGGAGCCUCCUCCAAGUGUUGAAGUUAGCCACCCCUCUACUGAAGAUGACUUGAAAAGUUCAAGUCUUUCACCUGAUGAACGGGUGAAACCAUCAUUUGAAGAGCUGAAUUUGAAGGAUGAAGAGAUUAGUUCACUGAAAUCCAAGUUGGAGGAGAAAGAAAAAGAACUUGAGGUUUUCAGCCAAGAAAAUGAAAACCUGAAAAAGGAGCUGAAUGAAAAGAUGCAAGAGAUAUCAUCCACUAAGGCCAAGGAAGACGAAACGAGCCUCAAGCUAGACCAAGUAACACAAGAGCUGGAAACAAGCAAGAAUGAUGGACUUAAUUUAAAGGAGAAACUUGAAGCCACUGAGAAGGCAAAAGAGGCAUUAGAAGCUGAGAUGAAGAAACUAAGAGUCCAAACAGAACAAUGGAGGAAAGCUGCAGAUGCUGCAGCAGCAAUAUUAGCUGGAGGAGGUGUGGAGAUGAACGGGAGAAGGCUACCGGAGAGGUGUGGAUCAAUGGAUAAGCACUUUGGUAAUGUAUUUGAACCAGGUGUUGGCGGAUAUGGCAGUUACAUGGGUUCACCAGGGUUAGUUGAUGAUUCAGACGAUGUUUUUGGACAUGGCAAGAGAAAAGGUUCUGGUAUUAAGAUGUUUGGUGACCUCUGGAAGAAGAAGGGCCACAAAUAAGUGUCAUUUUGAUCGUCAUGUUUUGCCAGCUGAAUGGCCGCUCGCCAUUUUAUGUUUAUUGGCUAAUGUAUGAAUCUUCUUCUUGGCAUCUGGCCAAUACUA
This is a messenger RNA of Solanum verrucosum, 1361 nucleotides long. Its product is annotated as interactor of constitutive active ROPs 4. The transcript has 3 exons. The record is from RefSeq and is a predicted model, not a curated record. The coding region runs from base 132 to 1259 and encodes 375 amino acids. NCBI's taxonomy places the organism in Eukaryota, Viridiplantae, Streptophyta, Magnoliopsida, Solanales, Solanaceae.